AUGAAGACUAUUUCUCGUCAGUGCAUUUGGAUUGCUUACAAUGUUCGUGUCAUUUUGUCGGUAUCUGAAAUUGUCGCUGAGCUGAGAGAACCCGGACAAUCCGGCAGGUCUGGAAACGGGCGGAAUCGAGACCCUGUACCCUCCACGGAGUGCGAUCGCCGGGCCUCACCUUACGACCCCGCUGUCCACCAGUGGAAUUACCGUUCCAAUCGGCAGGAGGCAUAUGGACUUCCGUGCUCGCGGAGGCCCUUUCAUGAGAAGAUGAACAGAAGCGGCCCUUGUGUGAGGAGGAUGUGA
Messenger RNA from Marchantia polymorpha subsp. ruderalis, 297 nucleotides. Lineage: Eukaryota; Viridiplantae; Streptophyta; Marchantiopsida; Marchantiales; Marchantiaceae. The record is from the annotation of a GenBank genome assembly.